Saccostrea cuccullata (small rock oyster) is the source of this 2832-nucleotide messenger RNA. RefSeq lists its product as uncharacterized. The coding region runs from base 1 to 1656 and encodes 551 amino acids. The record is from RefSeq and is a predicted model, not a curated record. The transcript is spliced from 2 exons. Lineage: Eukaryota; Metazoa; Mollusca; Bivalvia; Ostreida; Ostreidae. Gene Ontology annotation, biological process: DNA integration; DNA recombination. Gene Ontology annotation, molecular function: DNA binding.
AUGCAAGCCAGAUUACCUCUCGAUAAAAUUGAGAGGAUUACGUUGUGCAUUAGUAACAUUCUGUCAAGAAAAAGUUGUACACGGAAGGAACUAGAACAAUUACUCGGUCAUUUAAACUUUGCUACCAGAGUAAUAUUACCCGGCCGGUCAUUUGUCUCCUACCUCUACAAACUUAUGUCCUCGGUCAAAGAGGGUUAUUACCACAUACAUCUAAAUAAAGAGUGUAAGGCAGAUUUAUACAUGUGGCUGGAAUUUUUAUCAAACUGGAAUGGUAUAUCCAUGUUUUAUGAUGCGUGCAAAGUAACGUCAGACUCUAUUCAGUUAUUUACUGAUGCCUCUUCUACAAUCGGAUAUGGUGGCUACUUCGAAGGACAUUGGUUCUGUGAUAGAUGGCCAGUAGACCUACCUCGCAUUGUCAAUGAUACAUUAUCUAUGGCCUUUCUUGAACUGUAUCCCAUAGUUGUUGCUAGUAUUUUAUGGGGUAAACAAUGGAGUGGAAAAAGAAUCGUUUUUAAUUGUGACAAUCAAGCAACCGUGCAAAUUAUCACCAAAGGUCGCUCAAAGGAACCUUUUAUCUCGUUUGCAGAUGGAUCGUUUCAAGAAGCUGGCACCAGAAGCAGAUCUUCUGUGUACGCCGUGUCCUCCUUUAAUGGAAGUGAUUUGGACAGUGUUGUAGAAAAUCUCUGGGACCAUUCCAUUUCCAUUAGAACGCGCAAUCAAUAUAAAGUUGGACUGGACUGUUACAUCAAAUUCACCUUGCUGAGAGGACUGCAUGGUUCCGUUAGUGACUUACCACCAAUUUCAGAACAAUUGUUAAUAUAUUUUGUUGCUUUUUGUGACGAACAUUUAAGAUUAGCUUAUUCAACGAUCAAAUUGUACUUAAGUGGUAUCAGAUACUUUUAUUUAAGAUUGAAAGGAUGUAAUCCUUUUCAAAAUAAUGCUGGUCAAAAUUUGAUUUGUUUGCAAUCAGUUUUAACUGGUGUAAAGAAAAAACAAAGCAUGUAUGCUGUUCCUAAACGCAGUAGGCUUCCUAUCACCAUGUCCAUUUUAACAAAAAUGUGUCAAUUACUCAGGUCAGGAAUUUUUGAUAUGUUUACAUCAUACAUGUUUGAAGCAGCUUGUACAGUCGCAUUUUUUGGGUUUCUACGAUGUGGGGAAUUCACUGUCCUCAGUGAUUCUCAUUAUGAUGAUUAUGUUUCAAUCCAAGAUGUAAUUUGUCACGACUCAUUUGUCGCACUUACAUUAAGAAAAUCAAAGACAGAUCCAUUUAGAAAUGGAGUUCAGAUUAAAUUAUUUAAGACACAAACAGAUGUCUGUCCAGUGAAUGCUGUUGUUAAAUACCUGAAACUAAGAUCAGAAGUUUUCAAGUCACAACCUUUGCCUUUCUUUGUUACCAAGGAAGGUUCCAUUCUAACUAGAGCAAUUUUCAUUGACACACUUAAAGUCAUUUUAUCUCAAUUAGGCCUAAACUCUGAUCUCUAUAAUGGUCAUUCCUUCAGAAUCGGAGCAGCUACAACCGCACAAGAGGCACGCAUUGAAGAUCACUUAAUUAAAACAUUAGGUAGAUGGUCUUCCAAUUGCUACACUACUUACAUUCACACAUCUCCUUCAGUUAUUCAAAAUGCACAACAACAAAUAGCCUCUUCUGUUUUGUAGAAAUCAGUAAACAGCUACACCUGUCUGUUUCAUUUGUUCUUUUACUAAAUCAAUGUGCUUUAUUCAGUAGUACAUGUAUUGUAAUUUCACAAGGUGUGUCUUAAGAUGUACAUGUUGCAUAUGUUCUUAAAUGUAUAUAUGUUUUUCUAUUUCUUGUUUAAUUAUUAUAUAUUUUUACUUACAUUGGAAACUUGGGGCUACAACUGCUUACAGUUGUAUUUGGCUGUUUUGGUGUACAAAUAUUACAAAUUCUUUAAAAUUUUUCCAUAUUUUAACCAAUAAUCCCCAAGUUUUCUCCUGGGGGUUAAUGUGUGUAUUUUCUAUAUGUAUGUUUGUUUACUACAUUUGUAUAUAUAUUUUAACAGUCGUGCAUUCUUUUUACUUAUUUGCUGCUUAUGUGUUACCAUUUAUACUUUGUCUAUCUCCAAUUGUCCUGGAGAUAGAUCAAUUUCGUUAACGCAUUGUAAGUCGGUUGUCAGUCCCCAUAAUCCAAUAUGUGUUUUGUAUAUAAUAAACUUUGUAACUGUAACAUUGUUUGAGUUUUAUAUAAAUGAAAGAUUAUUUUCAUAAUCUUAGUUUAUAUAAAUAAGUACUUGUCAUCAUAUUCAUUUCGUUCAUGUAUUUAAAUCAUCUCAAUGGGUAUUCUGUGUUACAUGUAUUGAGAUAUGCCUUAUCUGGGCCUCAUCUGUUGUUUAUUUAUAACCCAGCCUCGUUUUCAGUUUCACCAUCUUUGCGUUCGUAGCCAUUGUGGAAAUUUGUUACCACCAUCCUCCCCACCACACGCCUUGUGAAAUUACCUUUGGGGAUUGUCAUUUGUAAAUAAUUAUUUUUAUUAGUAUUAUUGUUAUGCAGUAGUUUUGCUUUACAUAUUCAUUAAUUUCUGUGUAAAGAUGUGUAAUCUUUAAACAAUUAUGUUAUUCUGCUUGCAUAUGUUAUGUCAAUCUUAUAUUUCUCAUGCUAAAUGUAUAUCACCAAUGCCAAUCAUUUACAAGUAAUUGUUUUCAUGUUAGUCAUUCUGCUGCAUGAUUAUCAACGUUACUAAUUCUAAACAUUUAUUUCAUACUAGUCAUGCUGACAUGUUUCCAAUCAUGCUAAUGCAUGCAUUUCUUUUCUGCUAGACACGCUAGUUUUUACAAUUCUAGUAUUCUACAAUGCAAAAUGCAUUUACAAUAAUCU